GCCGCGCACUGUGGUCGUCGCGUCGCCAUUUUGAAUUGGCGAGGCGGCGGCGGCGGCGUCGCUUUCGGAGAGCGGUGCGAAGCGGAGAGAGAAUCGUUAAAGCGCAGAGCGCAACUUUCCUCCCCCACCCCACCCCUACAUCAUGUCCACCAAGGACGGCGGCAAGCUGUCCCCCACCGACCGGGUGGUGAAAUCGGUACCAUUCCCCCCGAGCCACCGGCUCACCAUGAAGGAGGUGUUUGACAGCGACGGUAAGCCGCGUGUGGAUGUCCUCAAAAAUCAUCUCGUCAAAGAGGGCCGUGUGGAGGAGGAUGUGGCACUGAGGAUCAUCAAUGAUGGUGCUUCCAUCCUACGCAGAGAGAAAACCAUGAUUGACAUUGAAGCUCCUGUCACAGUGUGUGGAGACAUUCACGGUCAGUUCUUUGACCUGAUGAAGCUGUUUGAGGUUGGUGGUUCGCCUGCCAACACACGCUAUCUCUUCCUGGGAGACUAUGUCGACAGAGGAUAUUUUAGCAUAGAGUGCGUCUUGUACCUCUGGGCCCUGAAGAUUCUAUACCCCACCACCUUGUUCCUGUUAAGAGGAAAUCACGAAUGCCGACACCUGACGGAGUACUUCACUUUCAAACAGGAGUGCAAGAUUAAAUACACAGAGACCGUGUAUGAUGCCUGCAUGGACGCCUUCGACUGCCUCCCCCUAGCAGCGCUCAUGAACCAGCAGUUCCUGUGUGUGCAUGGAGGCCUCUCUCCAGAAGUACACAACCUGGAAGAUAUCAGGAAGUUGGAUAGAUUCAAGGAACCGCCUGCAUUUGGCCCAAUGUGUGACCUGCUGUGGUCAGACCCAUCCGAGGACUUCGGCAAUGAAAAGACACAGGAGUACUUCUGCCACAACACCGUGCGAGGCUGCUCCUACUUCUACAGCUAUCCGGCAGUCUGCGAUUUCCUGCAAAACAACAACUUGUUGUCAGUUAUAAGAGCACAUGAAGCACAAGAUGCAGGGUAUCGAAUGUACAGGAAAAGCCAAACAACAGGAUUUCCAUCACUUAUUACAAUUUUCUCUGCACCAAACUACUUAGAUGUUUACAAUAACAAGGCGGCGGUAUUAAAAUAUGAAAACAACGUGAUGAACAUCCGGCAGUUUAACUGCUCCCCACACCCAUACUGGCUGCCCAAUUUCAUGGAUGUCUUCACGUGGUCUUUGCCAUUUGUUGGGGAAAAAGUCACAGAGAUGCUGGUGAAUGUUCUUAACAUCUGUUCUGAUGACGAACUCACGACGGAAGGUGAAGAAGCGUUUGAUGAAGUCCUUGAUCUCAUCUGUACAAAAGGUGCUGGCAGGAAGCUCAUCUCCUCAGACUGGAAUGGUGUGUGUAACUGCAGGCUGGUCAGACCGGCCAGACAUUUACUGCCAUAUCAUCAUGCAACUGCAACCGCGGCACGCAAAGAGGUCAUCAGGAACAAAAUCCGCGCAAUUGGAAAAAUGGCAAAAAUGUUUUCCGUUCUCCGAGAGGAGAGCGAGAGCGUGUUGACCCUGAAAGGAUUGACCCCGACUGGCAUGCUGCCCUCUGGAGUACUGGCUGGAGGACGCCAGACCUUGCAGAGCGCUGCCUUUGAGGCUGUUGAGGCUCACAAAGCCAUUAAAGGCUUUACGCCUCAGCAGAAGAUCACCAGCUUUGCAGAGGCCAAGGGCUUGGACCGAAUCAACGAGCGGAUGCCGCCACGCAAGGAUGGCGUGUCUCCCGACGGCAGCCCCAGCAUUGUCAACAACAGCAGCAUCACAGACGGCAACAGCACAGGCGGCCGCAAUGGCCAGUGAUGUCGCAGGGGGCUAAUGUCAGACCGCUAAGCUCACUCAGCUCAUUCACCCUCUGUAUGUCAGGAUUGUGCAGUUAGGCCUCUUUGAUGGCACAGCUUUGCUAUUCCCACCUCUGCCCCUUUUUUCCUUACCUCUGCCCCUUUCCCUUAUCCCACUCCUGCCGUCAUCCCCUUUCUGCACUCUCUCCAUUUAAUGCCCUUCCGUUGCUGCUCUGUCUGAAAGUGCAGGAGCUGAUCUGGGGCAGGCGGCCCCAGCUCAACAAAGGGCAACACCAGGAAAUGUCAAAACAAUGGGGCAUUACGUAUGUGGCACCUAUGCUAUGGGAUUUUCCGGGGGAAACAAGUCUUCUAUUUAUACAAACUGCCUUUUACGAAUGAUGCUCAGUGCUAGUGUUCUGCAUUGUUUCUACCAUGUUCAGACAGAGCAUGAGUUUCAUAUGUUGAGAUACUACACUAACAAAAGGACAUCCUGGGAAAGUAAGGUAAUGUUAUCAGGUUUUAUAUCUUGACUUAAAGCUUUCGUGACUGCAGGAAUUCAUAUUCUUUGGGUCUUUCGGUAAAGCCACGUAGAUAGAAAAAUAAUAAAAAUAUCACGACGUUUCAAUCGCAACACAAACAGUCGUGCUCACCUGAGGACGACUGUGUCGUGAUAUUUUUGUUUUAUUUUUUCUAUAUACGUGGCUUUACCGAAAGACCCAAAGAAUAGGUUUUAUAUUACAUAAUCUUGCUUAUGAAAUUAGUCCAUUGAGUCAAGAUUAUCUUUCCAAAAUAUACUUCACACAGGUGGUUUGUAUAAUUAGGAAGUUGUCACUGAUGAUGGUUACUCUUUGUGCUCAAUAAAAGCGCAGAUUUUGUUAGCUUUUGUCACCAAAACAUUGUAAUAGUAAUGAACUAACCAGCUGGCAAACAGUGGAUGUGCAUGGACCUAUACAAUAUAGGUAUUACUGGAAGAUAUCAUCCUAUCCAGGAUAGGCUGUUUAUGAGUUAGCUUAAAUGCCCACAUUAUUUAUUCCCCUUUUUUAAUGUUAACCGAAUGACUUCCCUUGAUUUACUCCAUGGUACCUCUUUUGGCUUCGUCCUGCCAUAUCUGAAUCCAAAUCCUGCCAUUGGAGCCUUUGCUGCCCCAUUUUCCAUGUAAAUCCCACUUUAGUGCCGACAUCCUGGCUUUUUCUAAAAUAGCAUCAGUCGAUAAUUGCUUUUUAAGAUCUUUGUAGCAAGUAUAUUACUUCAAACAAACAAGCCAUAUUUGCGUUAACCAGAAAUAAACUAUAUUUCUCUAAAUGUUGGCUAGGAUGGGGGAAUGUGUAAAGGGCUUUUUAACUAGCAUGAGAUGAAUGGGAUUUGAAUUGGCAUGGGAUAAACGGAAUGUAUGGACGUAUAGCAAAAAUAACUCAAAUGAAAGUCAAUUCAAUUAAUCAAAUUUGUAUUAACUUGUUAUGCUAGUGAGUGUUUGGUAUAUGCUGUAAUUUUUGCUUCAAGUGCAGCUGUGGGAGGCACUUGCUGCCGCAGCCUGUGGAGAUGUAGUAAUGCAAGCUGUAGCUCUGAGCAUCAUCUUGAAGAGGAGGUGAGCAUUGUACCACUAAUAUGGUGUCUGCACAAGGCACUUUUACCCAUGGUCUUUUAUUUCAGAAUAAAUAUGCCAGUGUGUGCGAUCGUGCAGGUUUUUAUAAAUGAAACAAAGUGCAUUGUAAAUGGAAUGCAGAGUAAUGCAAACGAUGAGCGUUCUGCUGCUUUGCAUUUUGGUUCAGGAAAAAAAAUCCGUGUGAUCUCGCACUCGCAUGCAACCAUCGACAUGUCCCCGUCAAAGAGCCCUGUGGUUUACUCGUAAGUGAAGUGGACUGUAGGUCUCGGCAUUCUUUUGGCUAGGAAUAUACCUGUAUGGGAGUCCCCAGCCACCUUGGAAUGGUGCUAGACCACAUUUAUUUCUGUUUUUAAGGAUCUCUGGCAUAACAUGUUGUGAACAGUACCCACCCUGGUGCAUUGACACAAAGCGUAUGGGGAUAGAUCAUCUCGAGUCUGGACCAAACGUGUCCCAAAAGUGUCCCAAAACUGCUCCAAACACUCCAGUGUAGUAGGCAGAGUGUUCGGUCUGUGACAUGUGUUUUUGUGCAAUGCAUUUUGGGUAAACAGCCAGUGCAGACUCAUUACUUUAAAUUUAUGUUUACAAUGUACUGUAGGCCCAUUUGAAGACGGAAAAAUUCUAGUCACAAAACAUUCACGUACAGAAUUUUUUUUUCUUUAUUCAAACACCCACCACGUAAGGCAUUUGGGUGAAAUGCACUUACCAUUGGUUGCAUUUUUCUGUGCAAUGCUAUUUGAAUAGAAAAACAUCUUAACAUCUAAUUCAAAAUAGUAUAACUACUGUAAUGUAUAAACAUUUUCUUCAUACAUAGUGCCCAUUAAGCCUUCGGAGUGUAUCAGGUGUAAAAAAGUAAACAAAUAUUAGAAUGUUUAAAUGAUGCUGAUAUAAAAUAUCUAAUUUAAUGUUUUCAUAUGUUUAUGGUGGCAUCGCACUUUACAUAAAAUAAAAAAAAUAUUGUCAAACUUUCAAAUGCUAAAUUAUGCUUAUUGUUCUUUGAGAUGUUUAAGUUAAUAUAUACAGUAUAUAUAUAUGAAACACUUUAAAUGUAUUGGCAGUACUACAGUUGCUAAUUAAAUUUUAAAAGCAAACAUUUCUAAACUGUAACAUAUCCAUUUUUUUACACUUAAGAUAUAACAGACAAUGGUAAAUGUGAUUUUUACUUCUUCACUAAAGAGCAUACAGAUUUACCAAAAUAAAAGUUUUCAAACUUGGAAUUUCCCAUGAAUAGAAAAUGCUGUACCAACGUUCCUCAUCCUAUACGCAUAGUGUUGAUGGUAUAGAAAAAUGCAACUGAAUUAUUUACAGACCCUUUUAAUGUGUUUUUUUCCCCCAUAUAUUUUGUAAUGCUUUAUGCCAUGUAGGUUUCAAAUGGUCUUAAGUUUUUGUUUUAAAAUGCCAAAAUGGAUUAAAAAAAUCUGUUGUGUAAAUGUAUGCUCGCCUCAGGUGUAUUAUUGUAAUUGGUUGUUGCCAAGUCUGUAUUAUAGUUGGUUUUCUUUUUGUUUAUAAUUUUAUUGUGUAGAAACUUUUUUAAGGGUUUUGUGUAAAAAAUAGAGGUCAUAUCUAAUUUUGCUAUUAUGAUUUCAAACACCUUUCCAUUAUUUUGUGGAAUGAUAUACUUUAUGCUUAGCAAAUGAAAUCCCAUGUCCUACACAACCCAAGCAUUUUAUGUUUAAAGUUGCAUUUUAUAUAUGUUGAUGGAAAAUGCAGGUAUUUUUACCUGCCCUAAAAGUGAAAAAAAAAAGUUUAACUGCAUGUCAUUUUCAGAUACACAAAGUGCUAUGGGAUAUAGCUGAAUGAAUGCUAUAUAUACAAAAAGCCUUUGUUAACACUUUGUUGCUUUAUGCUUCAUAAUGUUUAUAUUCGCUGAGUGCUGAUGAUGUACAGAUGUAUCUGGAAUGUCAACAUGUUGAGGAAAAUGCAAAUGCACACAUGUAGAUGAAGGCAUGGCUGAAACAGUAUUAUGGACAGCUUCUCCAAAUUUGUGAAAAAUAUUGCAUGUCGAUAUAAAAUUCAGUGUGAAACUGAAUUUAAACUUCCAUCAAUGGUUUCAAUUAUUUUCUGUGGAAUAGGCAUGUUAUAUACGUUGAGGUGUAAUGUGUCUUCUCCAGAUGUAUUUAUAGAAUACUAAUUUUGUUGAUGGUUGCUAAGAAUCAAUUUCAUAAACGUUAUUCAUCAAGGAAGAUGACUUAAUGGUCAUUUAUCAUUUCCCCAAGUCUUGGAAAAUUUGAACACCAUCCAGCACUGCAUGUACAUAACUCUUGUUUUGUGUUUUAAAUUGCAUGGUAUUUUGAACCGGCAUUUUAUAAACCGUAUGAAUAAAUUUUUUGUGCAUGGAA
Molecule: messenger RNA, 5727 nt
Organism: Lethenteron reissneri (Far Eastern brook lamprey)
Lineage: Eukaryota; Metazoa; Chordata; Hyperoartia; Petromyzontiformes; Petromyzontidae
Product: serine/threonine-protein phosphatase 2B catalytic subunit beta isoform-like
Biological process (GO): calcineurin-mediated signaling
Molecular function (GO): calmodulin-dependent protein phosphatase activity
Source: RefSeq, a predicted model, not a curated record